AUGGAGGGGUUAGAGCAAAGCCGAGAGUGGGGAAACGGGGACUGGGAGGGAGGAAAUCUAGAACGAGGUGCGGGGCGAGAACGAGGAAUGAGGAGAAAGUGGGGCGGGGGCUGCAAGAGAAGAGGUGGAGGGGAGCAAGGAAGAGAAGCGGCGCACGUCCUGGACCUCGAUCAUCUCCUCGACAUGAACAGGCCCUCCGCUGCCGCCGGCCUUGUUGAGAGGUCACCGACCGCGACGUCAGCCGUGACAUCAGCAGGUCGGAAGGUCCCCUUAAGUCUCCCGAAGCGGAGGGUCGGCGUCAUUCAAGGAGAAGAGGGGCUAGGCGGCACCACUCGCCGUCGGAAAAGGGCGGGCCGGGAGAGGAAAACAGCAGAAGCUUAA
Klebsormidium nitens is the source of this 381-nucleotide messenger RNA. Lineage: Eukaryota; Viridiplantae; Streptophyta; Klebsormidiophyceae; Klebsormidiales; Klebsormidiaceae. The record is from the annotation of a GenBank genome assembly.